This is a messenger RNA of Mizuhopecten yessoensis (Yesso scallop), 2470 nucleotides long. RefSeq names its product pancreatic triacylglycerol lipase-like. Gene Ontology annotation, biological process: lipid metabolic process. NCBI's taxonomy places the organism in Eukaryota, Metazoa, Mollusca, Bivalvia, Pectinida, Pectinidae. The coding region runs from base 679 to 2109 and encodes 476 amino acids. The transcript has a single exon. Gene Ontology annotation, molecular function: lipase activity; carboxylic ester hydrolase activity; protein binding. The record is from RefSeq and is a predicted model, not a curated record.
UCUACAUGUACACUGGACAUAGGCACAAACUACCUGGGACUCUUACCGAAAUUUAUCAAAAUACCAGACUCUUUCUACAAAACAGGGAAGAAUAUAGAACUGACCAUUGUUCGUGAUAAAAAGACCUCGGUCCGGUCAUUAUCUACAAAUACGUGUUCAUGUGAUGAUCUAACAACCUCGCACCAAGUCAAUUGUAACUGACAGGGAAGGUGAGACAUUGGAAAGACCUUGCGGUUUUACCUAAAUGUUGUCAACAAUCACUACCGAAGCCUCGGAUUAAGGUAAUUUACAUUUUCCUUCAAUUCCAAUCAAAUGGAUCUACGUUUUGAAUUCACAGCAAAUUAAAAUAAGACUAUCCCGAAUAAGUGAAGAGAAGAGACAGUGGACGAGUACCCGGAAACAGUAAAGUGUAUAAGGGCAGUUGACGAGUAUCCCCGAUACGGUGGGAGAGUUCCGGGAGUAGCGACCAAUACAGUGUGUCUGUGAAGCCUAGUUACUUUACCUAGCAAAUGGUAACCAUAUUCAAAAAAGUCAUUAUUAAGAAUACGAUUCAACAUUAAAAGAAGACAAAUCGUCAUAAGACCAGUUACCGCCAAUAGGGAAACCUAUACUUGAUGAAUCACUGUUAAUGCCUAUUUGUCGGACAUUUUGUGGUGAGCCCGAGCACGAGCUACGGCAAUGCUAACUCUUGUGUUUGUGUGUUGUGUUGUAUUUGUGACCGGGCGGGGUGUUACCUCUCCUCAAACAGAAUGUCUGCCGGAGUUCGGAUGCUUUAUUUCAGACGGAAUCGUUCCUGUUCCCCAGCAACCGGCCGUCGUCGACACGCACCUGAAGCUGUUCACGCGCUCGAGCCCGCAUAGCCCGAGGACGAGUUUUGCAGUCGACCAAUUCGACAGCCAUAUCAACAAAUUUGCCUCGCUAUUGGAUACCACAAAAGACACCAAAGUCAUCGUACACGGGUACAUUGGUUCAGGAUCUAUGCCCUGGGUGGUUCAGAUAACGAGUGAACUCCUGCUGAAGGGAGACUUCAAUGUGAUUGUUGUGGACUGGCAAACCGGAAGUCAACAGGAGUACAACCUCGCUGUGGGUAACUCGUAUCUGGUAGGGGCAGAAGUAGCCAAGGUACUGACGUAUCUUCACGACAAUCGCACGCUCGACUACGUUAGAGUACACAUCAUUGGUCACAGCCUCGGGGGCCAGAUCGCCGGGCAUAUUGGUUACCGGAUCAAGGGGAUCGGUCGUAUUUCUGGACUGGACCCUGCCGAGCCGGACUUCCGGGACAAAGACACUAGCCGGAGACUUGACCAGUCUGAUGCGACCUUCGUGGACAUUAUCCACACAGAUGGGUCAAAGUUUAAACUUUUGUCGGGUUACGGCUUUCUGGCUCCGAUGGGUCACGUGGAUUUCUAUCCUAACGGGGGUCAGCAUCAGCCCGGAUGUGACGAGAAACCUAUCAUCAGUGCAAUAGACAGCAUCCUGCACGGGUCAAUAGGAGGCGCCACUAGAUCCGUAACCUGUAGUCAUAAUCGAGCUGUUGAUCUGUAUAUUGAGUCGAUCAACUCAGCCUGCAGAUUUUACGGUCACACGUGCUCAUCCGCGUCUAAGUUUGACGACGGCUCGUGCAUGGGCUGUUCCGUGGGUGGCUGUCCAGUGAUGGGAUACGACUCGAACCAAACUUCUCAGCGGGGCUCCUUCUAUCUGAGUACGGCCGGGUCUGCGCCCUUCUGUGCACGUGAGUACUAUGUCGAAAUACACGUGUCCCAUCUGGCAAGUACUUCAUAUGGAGAGUUGUUGGUGACUCUAACGGGUAUGAACGGAGGAUCCGAAGAAAUUAAAUUUUCUCCACGUAACGAGUAUUUCCGGCGUGACCAGGUAGAAAAACACGUCAUAGGUACCAAUACCGAUAUAGGUCAUGUAAAGUCACUGCGCGUGAAGUAUGUCGAGCCCAGCCACAACCAUCAUACGUCACACACGGCGCAUGAAAUUAGACUACACAGUGUUAUAAUGGGAUCUACAGAAAGAUCGAACGACAGAGUUAAGUUUUGCGGACAUGAGAACGGAAUCCACCCUGAUGGGAGCCUUACCCUCUCCUCGUCAUUGAACUGUUAGGACCCUCAGUCUGCCCUAAUUCUGGGAUUGUUAGGACGGAAUCUACCCUGAUGUGAAUCUUACCCUGUCCUCGUCAUGGGACUGUAAAAACCCUAAGUCUGCCCUCAUUCUGGGACUGUUAGGACGGAAUCCACCCUGAUGGGGCCUUCACUUUAUCCUCGCUUUGAGAAUGUAAGGACCCGUAGUCUGUCCUCAUUCUGGAACUGUUCGGACGUGCUUCACGUUGAUUGGCCCUCCUUCUGACUUUGCUCUGGAACUAGGAGGACGGACCGCGUCUUCAUGAACCCAACGCCGAGGAUGUUGAGGAGAAGCCCAUUACGGAUUUCUAAACAUGAUAAAGUUGUUAUAUUUUCUAGGAUUA